Molecule: messenger RNA, 4336 nt
Organism: Eurytemora carolleeae
Lineage: Eukaryota; Metazoa; Arthropoda; Copepoda; Calanoida; Temoridae
Exons: 8
Coding region: 43-4179 (1378 amino acids)
Biological process (GO): chromatin remodeling; positive regulation of transcription by RNA polymerase II
Cellular component (GO): histone acetyltransferase complex
Molecular function (GO): histone H3 acetyltransferase activity; protein binding; metal ion binding
Source: RefSeq, a predicted model, not a curated record
GUUUUAGAAAAAAAUGCGCUCCAGCCUUGAUUGAUAAUCCUGAUGGACAGAGAGAGGAACGAGAUGAACGAGAGUGCAAGGAUGGGGGUGGAUGAUAGAUAUACUAUGGAAACGGAGGACAGAUGUACUGCGGAGACGGAGGACAGAUGUACUCCGGAGACAGAGGACAGAUGUACUGCGGAGACGGAGGACAGAUGUACUGCGGAGACGGAGGACAGAUGUACUACGGAGACAGAGGACAGAUGUACUACAGAGACGGAGGACAGAUGUACUGCGAAGACGGAGGACAGAUGUACUCCGGAGACAACGGAGAUCUGUAGAUUCUACCGCUCCGGUAGAUGUAGAUACGGAGAUAACUGCAGGGAUACACAUUUAACGACUCCAGAACUGCCGAGCAAAGUCUGUUCUUUCUUCUCCAACGGUGAUUGUUUCAAGGGUUCCAACUGUAGAUAUAUUCAUAACACCGGAGCUAGGUUCAGACUCAACACAAAUUAUUCCACUGUAAACCUGGAGGCGGAGAACGGCGGAGAGGAAGUAGCUACGGACAAUCAAGGUUUGGCGGAGAUGAAACCGGCGGAUAAUUUUGUAAUCUGGGCGGAGAAUAAUUUUAGUAAAUGGCGUGUUUCAUCUUCUAACGACAACCUCUCAGAUAAAUUCCGGUUCAGUAUUCCUUCUCCAGACGAUGAAUUGUUCUACAGCUCUGAUUCUGAUAUUGAGCAGAGUAGGAAGUGUGGAGGAGAAUAUGAAAAUAUUCCAUCUUGUUCAUUAGUUCUCACCUCAUGUAAACUCUGCUCUUCUUCAUUCCUCUCAGUUGAGGAGAACCCUGUGGUUUGUUCAGAGUGCAGAGAAACCGAGGCUUCUAAUCUCCCUGUUCCAGAGGAAACCAGGGAACACAGGGAGGACAAGAACAACAAGAACAGCAAGAACAAGAACAGCAAGAACAGCAAGAACAGAAAGAACAACAAGGAGAACAAAGAGGACAUGGAGAACAAAGGAGGCUUGACGGAUAUACGGGAACAGGAGAAGCGGGAUAACGAAGAGAAAAAUGCCACAGUGGAAAAGAAACUUACUGAGCAAAUGAAAGUCGAAAAAGACAAGAAAGUUCGAGAGGAGGGGAAAGUCAAAGCGGAAAAGGAAAGCAAGUUGGAAAAGGAAAGCAAGGAGGAAAAGGAAAGCAAGAAGGAAAAGGAAAGCAAGGAGGAAAAGGAAAGCAAGGAUGCAAAGGAAAGCAAGGAGGCAAAGGAAAGCAAGGAGACAAAGGAAAGCAAGGAGGCAAAGGAAAGCAAGAAGGAAAAGAAAGUCAAGGAAGGAAAGAAAGGUAAAGAGAAAAAGAAAAUUAAAGGAAAAAAUAAAGUCAAGGAUGGAAAUGCUAUGAAGACUAACUUCGUGGAACAGAUAAAAAGUCUGGACGAGGAAAAAAAGAAGAACAUGGAGAAUGCUGGGGAGAAGGAGCUAAAAGUACUUGUUAAACAACUGGGAGCAAAAAAUAGUUCAGAUCUAGUUGAGUCGGAGAAAGUCCUGCUCAACGCUAACGAUGAUACUAAAGAUACCAAGGGUUUUGGAAAUACGAAGAUUUAUAGAGAUCAUGAGAAUGCUGUAUAUCUCAAUUGGUCUGAAUAUAUCCAGACAUCCGUUAAUACCAAGAGUUCUGAAGAUAUCAAGAGUUCCGUUAAUACCAAGAGUUCUGAAGAUAUCAAGAGUUCCGUUAAUACCAAGAGUUUCGAAGAUACCAAGAUUACUGUACAUCCCAAUUGUUUUGAAGAUAUCAAUAGUUCUGAAGAUAUCAAGAGUUCUGAAGAUAUCAAGAGUUCUGAAGAUAUCAAGAGUUCUGAAGAUAUCAAGAGUUCUGAAGAUAUCAGGAGUUCUGAAGAUAUCAAGAGUUCUGAAGAUAUCAAUAGUUCUGAAGAUAUCAAGAGUUCUGAAGGUAUCAAGAGUUCUGAAGAUAUCAAGAGUUCUGAAGAUAUCAAUAGUUCUGAAGAUAUGAAGAGUUCUGAAGAUAUCAAAAGUUCGGAAGAUCCCAACAGUUCUAAAAAUUUCACCAGUUUCAGUGGUACCAAGAGUUCUAAAGAUACGAAGAGUUCUGAAGAUACCAAGAGGUCUAAAGAUACCAAGAGUCCCGUUAUUACGACCAGUUCAUAUUAUACGAAGAGUUCUAAUCUUUCUAAGAGUUCUGAUGAUACCAAAAGAACUGUAGGUUUCAAGAGUGUUCUUGAAAGCCAUAGUUUUAAAAAAUUUGAGAUAUUAGCAGUAAAUGGGGUUUCUCUUGGUGAGAAAUUAUGUUUCCGGUCUGAGAAGAUUGAACUAACUGAAAAUACUAAUCCACCAGUCUCCGAUAUAUCUAAAGCAGGAUCAGUGGUUGAAUCUGAACUAGGUAUCCAGCCUGGUUCCAUGACUAGGAGAAGAAAAGGGCUGAAGAAGGUUGAAAUGAAUACCUCUAAACUAGACCCAACCUCCAUUGUAAAUAACCAUAGAUCUGAACAACCCUCAUUCUUUCUCAAUCCUAGGUUUAAGUCAAACAAGAGAAAAAAGAAACAGAAGAAAAAACUUGAUCCUGAGAAGUUGGCGCCUCCAGGUUUAAUAAAACAGAAUAAAGAUGAGUUAUCUUCAAACCCCUUCUCCUUAGUGUUAAACUAUCUUAAGAUGUGGAUAAUAAAACUUGCUUUGCUCCUCGGAUACAACUUAGAGUUGAAGGAGAUCGGAUUUAUGGAGCUGGUUUGGUUCCUAGUCUCCACAGUUUUGCCCCUAGUGUAUCUGCCUUCACGAAUAUAUCAUACUGUAUCCUGGUCCAAGAUUAUAUUCCUUAUAAGAUAUGGAAUUGUGAAGUCUAGAGUCCAACUUCUGUUAAUAUGGUUGAGAUUGAAAUACAGUUGGAUGGAGCCGAUACCACAGAUACAGGUCGAAUGUGUGCAAUGGAGUCCAAGGAACCGAUUGCUUAGCUUUGAACACAUGAAACUGGUUGAGAAGGGAUACAAGUUUCUAGCUAAAGGAAACAAUCAAAAGGCGGACCAAGUAUUCUCCGAUGGUACGGUUACAGGUUACCCGGCCUUCUUCAGUGGUAGAGCACAUGCAUUGAGCAACUUGAAAGAGAGGAUCAAGGCCUUAAAGCAGAUAGUUCAAAUAUCAAGUCCUAAUCUACGUGAGUUGGUACUAGCGGCCUACUGUUACCUAGAGUUGGAAUAUCUAGUUCCGGCAGCGAAGAUUUAUACUUUCUGCGUCCAGGACUCUGAGAGGUUGCGGAAUGCGACGGUGAACAGUGAAAUUGCCGCUCUGGGAAGAUGGAUUUCUUUGACGAAAUAUCAGUUUAUCCAGUUGGAACAGAUUCAAAAUCCUUACUCCAGGUGGGACAACAGACCUUUGGAGUUUCCCUCCAGUAGAUCGUCCUGCUUACAGAUGUUCAAUGAACUUGAACUCGACUCCAUCGACACAGAUCCAAUCAAUCCACAAAAUCGGUAUAUUGACGCAUUGUGCAAUUUUGCCGCCGGGAACUACAUAUGCUCCGCCACGGCGGCGGUGGUUACGCGUUGUUCCUCGGCGGAGGAUUUUUAUCACUGCGUCGCUCUGGAAUAUUAUGUUGAAAAAUCCAAACCGUUAUUGAAAGCAGCCAUUGCGUCCUACAUAGUUCUGAAUAUGGCAGAAACAGCUCUUGAAAAUGGACUUUAUGAUGAAUUUGAAGAGCUUAUUAAGUCCCUUCGAGAAUAUUGUGAAAGUAUGCGUAUUCCAAAUCCUUAUGGAGUUUUAAAAUCCCAGUUUUUGACCGCCAAGAGGUUUUACAUAAACCAGAGCUAUACUGAGGCCUUGAGUGUUUGUGAUCAGUUUAAGGAUGUGGAUCAUCCGCUCCGGGUUGAGUUUCAGCUUUUGGAGGGUAGAGUUUUCAAGGAGCUAGGCCGAUACGAGGACGCUAGAUCUGUCCUGAGCUCCGAGGACCUACUAGAUAGUCCUCAGCAUGGUAUAGAGUCCAGAGCACUACUGGACCAGGUUCAGAAAUCUUUAAAUCUUCAAGUAUCUACGGACCAGUACACGUGUAUCAGUAAAGAGAGUUUAUCAAACAUGUUUGCUCCGUCAACCUGCUUGGAGAGAGAGAAGGAGAAGGUUGUGGAGAAACCUUACAACUCCCGUCACGUCCUCAUGGAUCUAAGAGCAGGAGCAGGCACUAUAGAUCCUUGUCGUUGGCGGAGAUAAGGUCUCAACAACACAGAACCAAAAUCCGCAAAAAUUGAUCAUUUUACUUUAGUUAACCGACAUUUUACAGCAAUACCUGAUAUAUCGACUGACGAGCUUAAAUAAUUAAAACCUAAAAUGUUUUUAAUCAUAUCUAUAUUUGAAAAUAAUUUCAGAA